AUGAGCUCCUACCAAUUCGUCAACUCGCUGGCGUCCUGCUACGGGAACCAGGCGCCGGGCCGCACGGGAACACCAGUGGAGCAAGGCGGCCACCCUGGACUACCCACACCGGGUGCCGACUACUACAAUCCAAACGCGGCCGCCUCCACAUACCCGAACACGUGCUACUCGCCGCCGCAAGUGGGCCACCACUACCCGCAGCAUCCGUACGCAACGCCCGCGGCCGGUGCCCACAUGCAGCCGCAGACGAUGAUCGACUACACACAGCUGCACCCGCAGAGACUCGGCGGCACACCGGGCCACAUGCACCAGCACUCGAACCCGAGCCCAGGCGCGCUCUCGCCCAACCUGAUGACGGCACCGGCGAGCCAAGCGGCAAGCGCAAGCUGUAAGUUCGCCGACUCCACGUCGACCACCGGUGUCGCGUCACCGCAGGAUCUCUCCACUUCCUCGGGACCCGGCAGAACGUCGCCCGGCUUCGCUGUCGGUCCGAACCCCGGCGCCACUGGCACCAAGCUCGGGCUGACAACGCCUAUCGCGUCGCCAGUGGAGCAUAAAGCCAAUGUGAACCAGAACAUUUCCAGUCCGGCGUCAAGCACUUCGAGCAACGAAAGCAAUGAAGCGAAUAACUCCAGCUCGAAUAACACGAAGAAUUCGAAAGCCGCGUCCAAUUCUCAAGCGAACCCGCCGCAAAUCUACCCCUGGAUGAAGCGAGUGCAUCUGGGCCAAAGUAAG
This is a messenger RNA of Iphiclides podalirius (scarce swallowtail), 735 nucleotides long. The record is from the annotation of a GenBank genome assembly. NCBI's taxonomy places the organism in Eukaryota, Metazoa, Arthropoda, Insecta, Lepidoptera, Papilionidae.